GGCAGAGUAUCACUGAGAAAGCAAAAAUGAGCGACGUGGUGCCAAAAUAUCCACGUCCAUGUGCUUCCCACUCUUUGGGCCUUUGCACUAUAAAACCCUAACUCUUUGGCAACCUAAGAUCAAGAACCAAAAACAUCUUCAAAGCAUUUUCUGCCUUCUUGAUAUCACUUUUUGAGCUUAAGAAAUAUUAAACAAUACAAACAAUGGCUGCCUCAGCUUCCAUGCAAUCACUUCUAGCUAACUCAAUGGCUUAUGGAGCUGGAAAGAGCAAAUCUCUGAGGGUGAACCACCUUCUUCCUGCUAAGUAUGCUCCAACUCUGCAUAGGUACCCUAACAUGAGGGUGCGAUCCAUGGCCGAGAAUGGUCAGGAAGAGCAACCAUCUACAGCACCAGAGGCAUCUAAAAUUCCUCCACCACCUCCACCACCUACUCCCUCUCCUAAACGUAGUCCUAAGAUUAGCACUAAGUUUUCAGACGUGUUUGCGUUCAGUGGGCCAGCCCCAGAGAGGAUCAACGGUAGGCUUGCAAUGGUGGGGUUUGUUUCAGCUCUGGCAGUGGAGCUAGCCAAGGGUCAGGAUCUGUUUGCUCAGAUAUCCGACGGUGGAGUCUCGUUGUUCCUUGGCACCAGUAUUUUGCUGUCAGUGGCAUCUUUGAUACCUCUGUUUAAAGGGGUGAGCGUGGAGUCCAAAUCAGAUGGGAUCAUGACUUCCGAUGCUGAGCUUUGGAAUGGAAGGCUGGCCAUGUUAGGUUUGGUAGCUUUGGCCUUCACUGAGUAUGUGAAAGGAGGGACCCUUGUGUAGGUCUUUGAUUUGCUAGCUUAAUGUAUUUAGAGUUUACAAAAUUUAUAUAACAAUGCCACAUUUUCAUUAUAGACUCUAGUAUAAUCUUAGCUUCCAUUGGGUCCUACUUUUCUAGUAAGCACUUUUGCUCGGACGUUGAAUUUUUGUAAAGAUUCAAGUG
This is a messenger RNA of Prunus avium (sweet cherry), 960 nucleotides long. RefSeq names its product early light-induced protein 1, chloroplastic. Lineage: Eukaryota; Viridiplantae; Streptophyta; Magnoliopsida; Rosales; Rosaceae. The record is from RefSeq and is a predicted model, not a curated record.